This is a messenger RNA of Anopheles funestus (African malaria mosquito), 1913 nucleotides long. Its product is annotated as cytochrome P450 4d1-like. The transcript is spliced from 4 exons. Bases 155 to 1675 code for a protein of 506 amino acids. The record is from RefSeq and is a predicted model, not a curated record. Gene Ontology annotation, molecular function: heme binding; monooxygenase activity; iron ion binding. Lineage: Eukaryota; Metazoa; Arthropoda; Insecta; Diptera; Culicidae.
UCUGUCGGUCGUACCUCACCUCGUGUGUGAUGAUAUUAGUCACCCAAGUCCUAAUGUUUAACUCGUUGCUGGACGCUUUCGGUCCUCAGUUGAUAAGUGUCUGCGGGACUGGGAAGAGUUAGGUACGUUACAACAGACUGCUAGCUGCUAAAAAAUGUUUUGGCUAGUCACGGUGCUAGUCGGGUACUUGGCUUAUCUGCUGCUCAAGUACCAUCAACACCGACAGAGGCUGUUGGCGAUACGCGCUAAGUUCGGAGGUCCCGAUACGGACUACUUUCUUGGGACGUUUAAAAUGUUUAAAAACAAAAGCAUUCCAGAUAUAUUCGACAUUGUGAUUGGACUGCACAAACGCUACGGACAGGAUGUAGCAAUUAUUGGUGCCUUCAACGAUUUGGUGCUGGAUCUUUCUAGCUCGAAAAAUGUGGAGAAAAUAUUGCUGGCAAAAAACACCAAGAAAUCGUUCGUGUACGAUUAUCUGGAACCAUGGCUAGGGACGGGCCUGCUAAUCGCGUUCGGUGAAAAGUGGUUCCAGCGGCGUAAGAUAAUAACUCCGGCGUUCCAUUUCAAAAUAUUGGAUCAAUUUAUGGAUGUGUUUAACGAGGAAGCAGACGUGUUGGUGUCAAAACUGGAAAAGCACGCAGGAAAGGGCGAGUUUGACAUCUAUGACUAUGUCACACUGUACGCGUUGGAUAGCAUUUGUGCAACUUCCAUGGGAGUUCGGAUCCAUGCUCAGGAUGAUCCGAACAACGAGUAUGUGCAGGCUGUUAAGCAGAUGAGUGUGUUCUUUCUACGUCGCGUGUUCAGCCUGUUACGUCAGUUCCCGGCACUGUUUUUCCUGUACCCGUUUGCCAAAGAACAGGGUCGAGUUAUCAAAAAGUUGCAUCACUUCACUAACUCCGUUAUCGAAAAUAGACGGUCACAGCUCGAGAAAGAACAACGUCUCGGAAAGGUAGAGUUCGACGUAAAUGAAGAUGAUCUGUACUCGAAGCGUCGAAACACAUUCCUCGAUCAGCUGCUGAAGGUGUCGAUCGACGGUAAACCCCUAAGCACGGCUGACAUUCGCGAGGAGGUGGAUACGUUCAUGUUUGAAGGACACGACACAACGACUUCCGGCAUCUCUUUCACUAUACUGCAUCUUGCUAAAAAUCAGGAUGUGCAGCAGAAGCUGUACGAGGAAAUUGAGCGAAUGUUGGGAGACGAAAAACAGAAAGCUCCUCUGUCGAAUGCCCUGCUGCAAGAUUUUAAGUACCUCGAUAUGGUGAUAAAGGAGUCGCUAAGGCUUGUACCACCGGUACCAAUCAUUGGGCGAAAGCUGUUGGAGGACAUGGAAAUCAACGGUGUUAACAUCCCGGCGGGCACAUCGAUUUCAAUCAAAAUCUUCAACAUCCACCGCAACCGGACCAUUUUCCCCGAUCCGGAGCGGUUCGAUCCGGAACGCUUCUCGGAGGCGAACGAAAUUAAACGAGGGCCGUACGACUACAUCCCGUUCAGUGCGGGUUCGAGGAACUGUAUUGGGCAGCGGUACGCACUGCUGGAGAUGAAGGUUACGAUCGUGAAGCUGCUGGCCAGCUAUCGGAUCUUGCCGGGUGAAUCGGUUGGUCGCAUACGGUAUAAGACGGAUCUGGUGAUUCGCCCGACCGAGGGCAUCCCGGUAAAGCUGGUGAAACGUGCGUGAUUGACGUGCAGGAGUGAUGGAGUACUGUAGUGUGUGUGUGUGGUUGAAAUGUGCUUAGGGAAGCUUCCACAUCGAAAGGUUUUAUUACGAACAAAAGCAUUUACUCAAACAAGAAAAAAAAAGUUUUGUAUUUAGUAUUUUUUUUUCAAAAUUAUUAAAUCGAUCCUUUUGGCCUAUUUUUAUCUAAGCAUUCUUAAUUAAGCCUUAGACAUGAAAAAUAAAAAAUAAGUAAUUCAGA